AUGGCUUUACUGGAAUUAGCCGACGAACUCCUCGCGCUCAUCGUCGACCAUACGAUUCCAGAGGGUUUCGAGAGCCUAUGUCUGUCCUGCCGCAAGUUCCACACGCUUUGCAAGCCCUUGCUCAAGCACCACAACGAACUCCGCUCGCACUUUCGCAACUUCGAUUAUCUUCUCAAGGACAAAUACCCUUCCCUCACCAUCAGGACGCCGUUUGAACUCAUAGCCCGAAUCGCUGAAGAGCCAGUUGUUGCGCGCUACAUCGAGCAUGCAGAUUUCAAGGCGGACCUUCGGCUACCUGUUGGCGGACGCCUCUGGAUCAUGGAAAGGGAUGGCUAUCGUCCUGAGACCGUUCGCGACUUGUUUGCCAGUUCCAAGUACUUGUCAGGCAACGAAUGGCGGGACUACUUCGAAAAGUAUGAACGAGGUCUGGAAGACAACCAAUAUACUCAGGCUGCCUCGUCGUUUCUUCUAACACUGCUGCCCAACGUCAAGACCGUGGUUCUUCCCUUUCGCUGGACUCACGACAAAGAAACCGAUAAGCUUUUUGAGGCCAUCGUCCACCACGCGCGUCUACCAAACGCCACUUCGACCAAUGCCAGUCUCGCUCUAGUUACUACUCUGAAGACUGGGUCCUCAUUUGCGAUGCGGCAAGGCCUUGUCCUGAACAAGAUCACUCCGCUCCUGGCCCUUCCACGCAUCCACACGUUCCACGGCCCCACCUCCAUAUCCGACAUCGAAGCCUCCGAGCCUUCUUCUCCAGGUCAAUCAAUCCCGCCCCCUGUGGGCGGAACAUUGGAAAUAGCCUAUCUGCGCGGCUGCAACCUCGAUGGUCCCGCUAUGCAACACUUCCUGCGCUACACGCCGCGCCUGAAAACGCUCGUUUAUUCCCACUCUGACAAGCAACUUAGUCGAGUUUGGGAUAUUUGCGACCUCGUUACGACUAUCGGCAAGGAAGCUGGCAGCCAUCUCGAAGAGCUGUCUAUCACAAAGCGCGAAUUUAGCGGCAAGAUCGCGCUUGGAACAACGACCAUGCGGAACUUCCCGCGUCUGCACAAGCUAGAGAUCCCUCUUGACCUUGCGACAUGCGUCAUUAGAUCCGCUGCCCACCUCGGAACGGAUCCUGCAGAUCAGUCUCAUGUCAAUCUUCUGAUGUGUGGCCUAGUCCCCGCUUCGGUCACUCGGUUGUUUCUAACAUCAGAAGAGUGGAAAAGCCGUGAUGAUGACAUCAACUCCACAACCGUGUCAGAGACAAUCGACGGGGUUCAAGUAUUUGAGGGGAGACCGCAACAGCACAAGCAAACCCUCGAAACCAUGUUUCACGGCUUUGCUGAGAAAAAGGACGAGCAGUUACCUUGCCUCAAAGAAAUACGCAUGUCUUGCCAUUGGUCUGCCGACGAAGCUUUGAAAGCCCGAUGCGAGAGCUUGCGCGCUGAGGUGGAAAUUGUGGGCGUGGAAGCUCACAUUCAUGCUAAUCGGUGGACGCAAGCGAUGGAUUAUGCGGGGAGAUCGCCGUAG
Messenger RNA from Alternaria conjuncta, 1515 nucleotides. RefSeq lists its product as uncharacterized. The transcript has a single exon. NCBI's taxonomy places the organism in Eukaryota, Fungi, Ascomycota, Dothideomycetes, Pleosporales, Pleosporaceae. Bases 1 to 1515 code for a protein of 504 amino acids. The record is from RefSeq and is a predicted model, not a curated record.